Passer montanus (Eurasian tree sparrow) is the source of this 3353-nucleotide messenger RNA. It is a transcript of the gene CKAP2L, whose product is annotated as cytoskeleton associated protein 2 like. Bases 611 to 2629 code for a protein of 672 amino acids. The transcript has 10 exons. Gene Ontology annotation, cellular component: centrosome; cytosol; mitotic spindle. Lineage: Eukaryota; Metazoa; Chordata; Aves; Passeriformes; Passeridae. The record is from RefSeq and is a predicted model, not a curated record.
UAGUUUGGUUGUUUUAUUGGAAGAGGGGUUAAAAGGGUAGUUAUAAGAAAUACAUUACUCAAUAUAACACAACACACCUCAGUGAAGUGCACCACGAGCCAGCCUGGACAGAACUGUCACGGGCCAACCAAACGCCUUAAACCUUCGUGCAAAUUAAGGAUCCAAAAAGAAACCAAUCCAAACAGACAAAAAACAUGACAAAAAGGGGGCAUCUGACCCAGCGAAUCCGUGCCGCUCCACCUGGAACACUGCUGCUCAAGAAAACCCAGCGCCGGCGCUGCAGCACCCUCGACGGGAACGCUCCUGCUCGGCCCGCAGCCCCUCAUGCUUUAGGCCUUUUUUUUUUUUUUAAAUAAUAAAUGCUGAAAUCAGUGUAGUCCCGGGAGCGUGUCCCGUUUCUGACAGCACGGCACGGCUCGGCACGGCAAGCUGUCCCUGAGGGGAUGGCCCCGCCCCGCGGCUGGCCCUGCCGCCCGCCCGUUCAGCCAAUAACAGCGCCCAGACCGGCGCUCGGCUCUCCCCAUUGGUCGCUUUGAAGAAGGCGGUGGCCAAUAGCGGCGGCGCGGCGGUUGUGGGGAGCGCCGGUGCUCGGCCGGCGGCGGCGCCCGGGAUGGAGCGAGCGGGAGCGGCGGCACAACGCAGGAGCCAGCUGCAGAACUGCCAGGCAGCCAAGGAAAGGCUGAAAUGCACAAGUGCCAAACCCUUUUUAAAGGACUGGACUAAUCACCUGAACACACCCCUAGAACCAGUUUCUAAACUCAAGAGUGUUAACAGCAACAAGAAGGAUGUUCUUGGGACUGUGAUGGAGGGUGCUCAAGAGGAUGGCAAGCUUGGAGCCAAAUCCAUGCAGGACACUGGCCACACUGCUCUGAAGAAGGCUUCAAACACAUGCCAGAGAGCAGGAGGAGUGCAGCCAGGGAACGAUGUGACGUUUCCUGCUUCUGCACAGGCUAGAGGCAGGCUCCCACCUUCAAGCUCUGGUCACCUAAAUCCAGAAAGGAGCCAGAAGCCUGCACAGGAGACUGUCACUGCAGCAGCACCACAGGUGGGAAAUGACCACUCUCUGCACUCCCUGAAUGUGGGGCUGCAGGACAGGCUGGUCUGCAAUAAGGAAAACCUUGGCCCACAAGCUUCCACAUCCUCAGAGCUGAUCAGAACUAUCCACUCCAAUAAAAACAGUGUCAGGAAGGAGGUGAGAGUGUCGGCCCACAGGCAGGAAAGAUCUGGAACAUCAAGGUCUGCUCUGGGUCAAAAAGGAAGUAUGGGCAACCACCAGGCUAAGGAAGAGACAGAUCUGGACAAAUUCAGGAAAACCCUGCCUGAAUCAAGAAGGUCUCAAAAUACAAGUAACACAGCUCAACCACUGCAGCCCUCUCGGCUCCUUCCUGCUUCUACUGGUAUGACACAUAAAAACCCAGGGACAAAGCAAGGAGAAGUCACUACUGUGAGGCAGCCUGGCACAGCUCCAGGGGGGAGCCUCAAGCACAGCCAGUCUCCCCCAGUGAGAUUUUCCACCUUGGGCAAGUCCCAGGGCACCACAAACCUGAAAUCCAACCUGAACUCCAGAGUCACUUUGCCAUGGCCAAGGCCCAUGGUUAAAGAGAAAAUGGAGAGGAAGGACAUGAAGGUGGUGGCUCCUGGACACACGGCAGCAUCCCGAGGGACAGGUCACCAACACCAGUCUCACAGCAUACACAACUCCAAAACUCGUGUCCCUGAGGAUGAUUUGAGAAGCAGGAGGGAUCAGCCUGAAGCAGAGCUGCUGAAGGCAGGUGGCAUGCAGGCUGGGCGUGUUCCAAGGACCCCAUCAGCUGCAGAUCGUAGGAAGCAGCUGGAGGAGUGGUUGGCAGCCAAAGGCAAGACAUACAAGCGGCCGCCGAUGAUGCUGCUCCAGAAACAGGCAGUGAAACCAUCCUGCAGAAAGGUCAAGGCAACAGAGGAGCAAGAGAAUCCAGAGCAGCGCUACCAAGCAAAGAUCAACAACAUAUUUACUGAGUGCCUGAAGCUCAUUGAGGAGGGUGUCCAUGCAGAGGAGAUCUCAGCAGUGCUGUCCCUUGUGCCCCAGGCAGAGAAAUUUGCCAAAUUCUGGAUCUGCCAAGCCAAGCUGCUGGCCCGGAGUGGCCCCUUUGAUGUGUUGCAGCUGUACAGAGAAGCAGUCAGUGCUGGGGCUGAGCCAGUUGAAGAGCUCAGACAAACUGCUCUCAAGAUUUUGAAGGAUGCAGGCCAACAACUGGAAGGAGAAAAGGCAGAGGAACCCAUUCCUUGGGAGCCUACCACACCUUGUCCAGCUGAGAGGCAACCCAUGGCAUCAACUCCAGGCCUGGUGGGGAGGCCCAUGACCUCCCUCCCACCCUCAGUCAAGCUACAGGUUACAUCUGCAUCCAGAGGAAAGGAGUUCCUGGAAGGCCCAGAACUGAAGUUUGUAACUCCGGUGCGGCGCUCCCUGCGGACCGAGAGGGCUCAGAGUCGCUACCCCGAGAUGCUGAAGGACCACGACCCUGUGGUGUCAUCCCUCAGUGAAAUCCUGGAUGCUGAGGAGGACACUCGCUUCUUCUUCCGGAAAAACAAGGCUUUGCCAGAAGUGGCAGAGCUGGAGGGCUUGAGUUCAUAUUCCCCCACGAGCUGCUGAGGGUUCCCAGCAGGAGCAGACUGCCUGCCCACCCUGCUGCCUUGUACACACACUCCUGAGUGCUUGAGGCUUCCUACUGGAGCUGGUUGCCUCACAGUAAUUUCUCCUUGCUUUGUCCCUGGGGUUUCAUGUAUCAAACUCUUGCUGCCCCUCAGAUGUAGAGGGGAGGGCUUGGCACAGAAUAAGCACGGAUCAAAUAAAUAUCUCAGUCUGGUUUUAAAUAUCUCAAUCUGGUUUUAAAUGUCUCAAUCUGGUUCUAAAUAUUAAACUUUGCACUGGAGAUGGGUGUGGGCUAGUGAGUGGUGUGGAGACAGCAGCUGUGUCUCCUGGGAUUGUGGCCCCCAGCCCCUCUGCCAUCACACACACUCUGGGAGCCCAGCUGCUGCAGUGGGGCUGCCAGGGAUGCUGCAGCAGUGGCACUGCUGUUCACCCUGCUGCUGCAUGCCCCCACGCUGGCGCUGAGCUGGUGGCAGAGGGAUGAGCUAAAGGGGCACCAGGCAGAUGUGAAUUCAAGGGGCAGGAGCUAGCAGCCUUGGGAGGAGCCUCUCCUGGCUCUGGGCAGAGUCAGGAGAAGGUCCCAGCUGCCCAGGGACAGGUGUGACCAUGAGUCAGGGCCACCAGCCAUCCUGUGGCCACCACAGGUGGUAGCUGGCCAUGAGUGCAAGUGGUCCAGGGCCACUGAAUCCUCCCGUGGGCAGCAUGGCAGCACUUGGGGUGUGCUCAG